CCAGGACCUCCCACCGUGCUGUCCGGCGACUGAUCCAGAGUGCCCCUCCGGCCCCCAGCCAUGAGGCUCUUCCUGUCGCUCCCAGUUUUGGUGGUGGUUCUGGCGAUGGUUUUGGAAGGCCCAGCCCCCACCCAGGCGGCCCCAGAAAUCUCCAGCACUUUGGGGCGCAUCCCGGAUAAACUGAAGGAGUUUGGUAACACCCUGGAGGACAAGGCCCGGGCAGCCAUUGAAAGCAUCAAGCAGAGCGACAUUCCUGCGAAGACCCGGAACUGGUUUUCUGAGACUUUCCACAAAGUGAAGGAGCAGCUCAAAACUGCCUUCUCCUGAACACCAGAAGAGCCGCCCCACUCCUCUGGGCUGUGCGCCCUGGAAGGAGCUCCGAAAUUUCCCAUGCCCUGGCUCCUGUACCAAGGACUUCAUGAUGCCAUAUCCACCCCCACCCUCCAAUAAAAAUCCUGUAGAGAA
Messenger RNA from Leptonychotes weddellii (Weddell seal), 465 nucleotides. RefSeq names its product apolipoprotein C1 (gene APOC1). Gene Ontology annotation, molecular function: phospholipase inhibitor activity; fatty acid binding. Gene Ontology annotation, biological process: very-low-density lipoprotein particle clearance; negative regulation of cholesterol transport; negative regulation of lipid catabolic process. Gene Ontology annotation, cellular component: high-density lipoprotein particle; very-low-density lipoprotein particle; extracellular region. Lineage: Eukaryota; Metazoa; Chordata; Mammalia; Carnivora; Phocidae. The record is from RefSeq and is a predicted model, not a curated record.